Molecule: messenger RNA, 2382 nt
Organism: Globicephala melas (long-finned pilot whale)
Lineage: Eukaryota; Metazoa; Chordata; Mammalia; Artiodactyla; Delphinidae
Gene: GATAD1
Product: GATA zinc finger domain containing 1
Biological process (GO): regulation of DNA-templated transcription; chromatin organization
Cellular component (GO): nucleus
Molecular function (GO): sequence-specific DNA binding; zinc ion binding
Source: RefSeq, a predicted model, not a curated record
GCCAAGGCUCGGCUUUCCUCCCAGGCCAGGCCCCGCCCCGGCCCCGCCUCCCGGCGCCGGGGCCGCAGGGGGCUGGUGCGGGCGGUGGAGCGGGCGGAACAGGCUUCCUGCCUCCAGGGGGCAGCGGCUGCGGCCUGGUCCCAGGGUGGACAGCUCGGCCCCGCGCCCGGCCGCUCUUUCUGUCUUUGGGAGUGACGGGCCGGCCAGCGGGCCGCCGAAAGCCGGCGGUCGCCAUUCCCGUGUCGCUGCGCCCGCGGGGGCCGCCCGAGCCGGCCACGAUGCCACUGGGCCUGAAGCCCACCUGCAGCGUCUGCAAGACCACAUCGUCCUCCAUGUGGAAGAAGGGCCCGCAGGGGGAGAUCCUCUGCCACCACUGCACGGGCCGGGGCGGCGCGGGCGGCGGGGGCGCCGGCUCGGGGGCGGCCGGCGGGACGGGGGGCAGUGGCGGCGGUGGCGGCUUCGGCGCGGCGACCUUCGCCAGCACCUCGGCCGCCCCUCCGCAGAGCAACGGGGGCGGGGGCGGCAAGCAGAGUAAGCAGGAAAUUCACAGGAGGUCCGCUCGGCUCAGAAACACUAAAUACAAAUCUGCUCCAGCUGCUGAAAAGAAAGUUUCCACUAAAGGAAAAGGGAGAAGACAUAUUUUUAAAUUAAAAAAUCCCAUCAAAGCCCCUGAGUCAGUUUCCACCAUAAUCACUGCAGAAUCAAUCUUCUACAAGGGAGUCUAUUACCAAAUUGGAGAUGUUGUUUCUGUAAUUGACGAACAAGAUGGAAAACCCUACUAUGCUCAGAUCAGGGGUUUUAUCCAGGACCAGUAUUGUGAGAAGAGUGCAGCACUGACGUGGCUCAUUCCCACUCUCUCUAGCCCCAGGGACCAAUUUGAUCCUGCAUCCUACAUCAUAGGACCAGAGGAGGAUCUUCCAAGGAAGAUGGAAUACUUGGAAUUUGUUUGUCAUGCACCUUCUGAAUAUUUCAAGUCACGUUCAUCACCAUUUCCCACAGUUCCCACCAGACCAGAGAAGGGCUAUAUAUGGACUCAUGUUGGACCUACUCCUGCAAUAACUAUUAAGGAAACAGUUGCCAACCAUUUGUAGUUUAAAAAGUGAACAUGGAUUUCCAGUUGUCUUGUAUUUGUACUACCAUAAGACAUGCCACAUGUUUCUUUAAUGAAAUUCUUGGAUGGAAAAAUGACUAAAAGUUUUUUCUCUACUGCCCAGUAAUCAUUAGCUUGUUUCUUACUAGUCACUUAGAAAAUUAAGAGAUAGAAAAGAAUUAAAUAUAUUUUGAAGUUAAAUAUUACAUACACAUUAAGUGUGUAUAUCCUCCCAGGCAAAGACUGUAAUUUCCAAGGAGACAAUUAGGAACAGGUAGUGUCUAUUUUUCUCCAUAAUUUAUUUCUAGAAACUCAUAAAAUGGAUUGUAUUUUUCUACAAGAAUAAAAUAUUAAUUAAGGUUUGAAUUUCUAACCAAGGGCUGAAUCAAAUAAAAUGUAGCCGUUAGCAACAGUAUCUAUCACCAAGUUAAAAAAAAAGCUUUAUUUUAUCAUCUAGAAAAUGCUGUGACAGACUGUUGGCUGCUUUAACCUUAAGGAAAGUGAUUGGUGGAUGAUGUUAUUAGCCUAGGCUUUUUAAACUUUCAUCCAGUUCUUCUGUAGUAAGCAGGGAUUCAGAAUCAUUUGGUUGAUCUUAAUAGAGCUGCUCUUCACUGCUCUCACCUACCUUCUCAGUCAGAGUGAGGCUUAAUCAAAACAUUAAGUUUAUAGUUCAGACAGACAACUUCACUAAAAACACACAGGAAACGUACUGUUCAGGCAUCCCUGAGCAGUAGUUUCUUGACCACCAUUAGAACAAACAUUGGGCAGUCAUAAAAAUGAUUAAUCAUUAGCACUGAUAUCUAAAAGAAGUCCACCCCAAAGUUAAAACCAUCUGCUAUGUACUCAUAAUAACAGGCCUAAAACAAUGUCUGGGACUUAGAAGUCCAGGCACAGGAAUUCUAUUCAGAAUUCAGGGACAGGUUUUACUUCAAGUGUAGGUCAGCUAAGUAAGGGAGCAACAAUUUAAAAGAGGGAAGAAGUGGGAUUUGCACACACUUGCUUCCUCUCCUGUUCUGACUGGACCAUUAUUCCUCAACCCCAGCAAAAUUUGUCAGGAUCUAAUUGAAUUAUGGUGAUUUUGAAUUGUGGGAGUUUUAACUGUUACCAUUUUUCUACACAGUUAAUGUUUGAAUGUUGUAAGGAAGUUAUGGUUUGUAUGUUGUAGAUAGAUAGCUCUAUGUACAUAGUUCUUUCUCCACAAAAGUUAUAGUAAAAUUGAUUGUAAAUACCAUUGUAAAUAACUAAAUGCUAAUAUUCAGACUUUUGGAUUAAAAUGUAUUUUUCACAGUGUA